Messenger RNA from Echinostoma caproni, 1191 nucleotides. The record is from the annotation of a GenBank genome assembly. Lineage: Eukaryota; Metazoa; Platyhelminthes; Trematoda; Plagiorchiida; Echinostomatidae.
UUGCUUCUCCGUGCUCCACUAGAUCGAUUGCAGCAAGAAGUAAAAACAUUCAGACAACGCGCGAUCUCAGAUACAGUGAGUACAUUAAAACGCAUGGAAACGUCUCGGACGGAGUACCGUGGUGCUUUGUUGUGGAUGAAAAACGUGAGCGAGGAAUUGGAUCCUGAUACUUAUAAACAAUUGGAGAAAUUCCGAUGUGUCCAAGCGCAGGUUCGGAAAAACAAAGCAGUUUUCGACAAGUUAAAAAUAGACAGUAUGCAAAAAAUUGAUUUGCUCUCGGCCAGUCGCUGCAAUAUGCUGAGUCAUGUGUUGGCUGCCUAUCAGAACAGUCUGCUGAACUUCCUGGAGCGGACUUCACGAACAAUGGUCGCGGUCGCCGAGCGGUUCAAAGGUUAUCAAUAUUACGAAUUUUCCGUCCUGAAACAUUUACGAACUGACAGUCCUGUGCCCUAUGCAAUGCACUCAUUCCUUCACGUACUGUUCUCUAUCCUUCGUCCCCACCCUCGUCUAUCCAGUUCGGACGAUGAGUUAGACACACAAUCUGAGAAAAUGCAAAAAGAGAAUACGGACGGGGUUGGUUGUGCUCACACUCCUCCCGACGGUUCGAACAGCUAUGCCAAACAAGGUUAUAGCCCGUUGAGCACAGUUGAUGAUUCAGAGUUUCGUCUGAGGCGCAAGAAAAACGGGGCAACUCGGUCGAUGGAUCCGAACACUGCUGAGGGUGCUAAUCCUGAUACUCUUACUCAGUCGAAUGAAGGAGCUCCGACCGAGGAGGAGCUUGAUCGCCAGCUGGAUGAGCUGUUUCACGCGGACGACGCGGAGGAUUCGAAAACGGAUGAAUUUGCGCAGUUUCAAUCCUAUCAGUCUACGCUAACAUCGAAUCAACCAAACACAGAAUUGUUAGCCGGUGCGGACGGAGGUGUACCGGCGGAACAUCGGGACUUUUUGACUGACUUGUUUGCCACCGAUUCCGCGUCACAAUCAGCAAAUGAUUCCGACAAUUGGCUUGGCCAAUUGUUACCCACCUCAACUGAUCAGGAAUCAGCAACUGCCAGUUUCUCACAGGAAUGGAAUUCGGUAUUCGGUCAGUUGGAUAGUAGUACUACUCGACCAAACCAGACGCCUACUGCGGGUCUAGCUGAACUCGGCGGUGAACAGCCGGCCACGGAAGCCGAGGUAAAUGUAUUUUGA